CGUGCGCAAAGGCAGCGGCGCAAGCAACCAGUUGAAUGUGUGCAACAGUUGUCUGCUAAUAAUACCAACAACCUGCUGCGCCUUUAAGAGGAUGACUGAGAAGGAAACCUAAUAGCCUAUCUCUGCAUAUCUGAGCUCAAGCUUCCAUCAAUUAACAGCAAGAUCCAAGAACGGGACGAUAUCACAAUCCGCCCCUGUUCUCUCCACUCCAAUCCACUCCACCUGCUUUUUGUUUGUUUGUUUGAUUGUUGUUUUGCUUCUUUUUUUUUUGCCACCCUCAUAACCCGGAUUAAAUUACGCAUUGCACCUUUAAGAAGCUGUCACCAGGAUUAGAGUUACGCACGGUGAGAGCCAAGAGGGGUUUUACGCACAGUCGGUAUCCAGAGGAGUUCUCCGGCUUCAGCCACAGUCUCUCUCCCUCUGCGCCUGACACCGAACCCACGGGGGAGCCGUCCACACCGCGCGCGCCAUGGCCGAGACAGGGACAGGGACCGGGUCCGGGACAGGGAAGGGGGUCACAGCCGGGAAACUGGCCAUCAACGUCCAGAAGCGGCUGACCAGAGCGCAGGAGAAGGUUCUGCAGAAGCUCGGCAAAGCUGACGAGACCCGAGAUGCCGCCUUUGAGGAGAUGGUGGCCAGAUUCAACAAGCAGACGGCAGAAGGUACCAAACUGCAGAAAGACCUGAAAGCCUACGUGACGUCAGUGAAAACUCUGCACGACGCGUCGCGGCGGCUGCAGGACUGUCUGGCCGAAAUGUACGAACCCGAGUGGUUCGGCAAGGAGGAGAUGGACGCGCUGACAGAGGAGAUGAUAGAGAAGGAGAUGGACAAUAACUUGGAGGACACAGACACGCUGUGGUUAGACUAUCACCAGAACAUCACGGACAAAUGUGUGGUGUGCAUGGACACGUACCUGACUCAGUUUCCUGAUCUGAAGGCUCGCAUAGCAAAGCGCGACAGGAAGUUGGUGGACUUUGACAGUGCCAGGCAUCACUUUGCCUCCUUACAGAAAGGGAAGAAGAAGGACGAGGCCAAGAUCGCCAAGCCAGCAGCCCUGUUGGAGAUGGCGGCUCCCAGCUGGGCUCAGGGUUUGAUAUCAGCCCACCAGGUGGCUCAGACUAACCUCUCCUACAACCAGGCGGAGGAAGACCUCGGUCGAGCCCAGAAGAUUUUCGAGGAGCUGAAUGUGGAGUUACAAGACGAGCUUCCAGUCCUGUGGGACACUCGUGUUGGCGUCUAUGUUAACACAUUCCAGAGCCUGGCAGGUCAUCAGGAAAAGUUCCACAAAGAUAUGAGCAAACUCAGCCAAAACCUGAAUGACAUCAUGACCAAACUGGAGGAGCAGCGGCAGCUCAAAAAAGAUGGUACUGCAGCAGCCAAGACAGAAGGUGGUGCAAAGAGUGAUGAAGCCAACCACAGUGAUUCAGCCUGCUCAGCACCAAAGGUGGAGCAGAGGCUCGGUCCUCCUCCCAGUCGACCUCCACCGAGGCUGACGCCGUCUCCGGACCAGAGACGGGAAAACGCCGCGCUGUUUGAGGACGAGGCCUCGGAGUCUGACGCUAACGCCGACUCCACAACGACGCCGGCGACGACACAGAAGGCGCCAUCAUGGGAUUCAUGGCAAGAACCUAGAGCCACAGAGCAGGAACUCCAGUAUGAUGAUGAUGAUCAGUACUCAGAGGAGGCCCAAGGUGGCUGGGGUUCCAAUGAACCCACCACCGGGAGCUAUUCUCAGCCCGGUUGGGACGAUGCAGAGGCUGAUCAAGAUCAGGAAAGCUGGAACGACACCCAAGGCCACGCCGCUCAGUCGUACACCGAACCCACCUGGGAUGAUAAAGACACCAGUGUGGGACAGGGUGGCUGGGGAGAUGAUGAAGAGGCACAGUGUGCUGUGACCAACGGCUCUGAUGGUGAACUCCCUCCAGGAUUCCUCUACAAGGUGAAGGCGAUACACGACUACACUGCCACCGAUGGUGAUGAGCUGGAACUGAAGAUGGGAGAUGUCGUGCUGGUCGUGGCCUUUGACAACCCAGAUGAACAGGACGAUGGCUGGCUCAUGGGUUAUCAAGAGUGUCAGUGGUUGCAGAAGAAAGCUCUUUCAGCCAAAGGUGUUUUCCCUGAAAACUUCACCCAGAAGGUUUGAGGUUCAUGACACCCCCAAAGAUUCUUCUCCCACUUCUCCGACACAAACUCUUCCAAAGUCUGUUUCAUAAAUGUCUGUUCUACACAAUACAAUGUAUUGGUACAGCAUGAUUGGAAAUGUGCACGCACAUCUCAACAGUUAUGACACCAAAUGAUUUAUACGUGCAGAAAACAGCGAAGGUCUGUAAUCACAGAAUUUCUCGAAUAUAUUUAUGCACAACGAAAGUUAAAUGAUGAGAGGAAACAUUUUAGUUGAAAUGUCCAAAUUGCAACACAAAAUAAUGCUGAAUUCUUAACAAUGUGGUGAACACAAGUGAAACACAAGACAAUAGCGAUAUUUAAAAAGAAAAAAAGAAAGGAGAUAGUCGUGGAUGUACUGUAUGAAUGUCAAAGUAUCUAUGUCGUGUAUCAAGUUUUUGAGGACUUUUCACAGUUGCUUGCAUUUCACUGUGGCACCAGUUGGGGCAUCGCUCCAUGAAAUAUGCCUGUUACUGUCAAAAUGUGCAGGUGUCCCAGGCUAGAGCCCUGGAGAACACCACCCAUAUAAACCGGAUGUUUGCGGGGCUUCUUCUUGCUUUAUCAAAGUGAAUCACUUCCGUUUCUUGAACUUGUAGCUUUAUCAAAGGGAACAGUAGUUUAUCAUUGAUUUAAAUUGGCCAUUUUGAGUAUGUGACAUGAGGAGUGGCUUCGGUUUUCUAAUGCACACGUUUUAUUUUAGUUUUUGAAACAUCUGUUCAUUGAAGCAUGAAAUUCAAAGCUUCUCAUCAAGCUUGGCUACUGAAUAUUUUCCUCCGUCGUCUAUCAUUACCACUAUUUCUGGCUAUAAACCACUGAUUUAGUUGGAGUACUCUGAGAUAUGUUAUUUAAAUAUUUUCCAUAUUUAAUUAUGGAUUUCUGUGAUCUCUGGAAUACGACGAUCUGACCGGACUCUUUUGCUGUCAACACUGGAUCAUUUAUAGAGACAUGUGUUUUCUUUAGUUUCCCAGUAUAAAGGUUUAGACUGCUGUGAGUCCAUGGCUGCAGUGUUACCAACGCUAAAACACUUUUAUUGAGUUCAAAUAAAUAAUGAGCCUGUGAUUUAUCUGACCGACAGAAACCAAAGUUAAACCCCACAAAAAUGUAUUUUCAAACUAUGGAGAUAAUGAAUAUGGUCACUAUUGCAACAAAUUGGUCAUUAAAGAUUAAUGAAGCAACA
Messenger RNA from Solea senegalensis (Senegalese sole), 3337 nucleotides. It is a transcript of the gene bin1b, whose product is annotated as bridging integrator 1b. NCBI's taxonomy places the organism in Eukaryota, Metazoa, Chordata, Actinopteri, Pleuronectiformes, Soleidae. The transcript is spliced from 19 exons. Gene Ontology annotation, cellular component: plasma membrane; cytoplasm; synaptic vesicle. Gene Ontology annotation, molecular function: tau protein binding; phospholipid binding. The record is from RefSeq and is a predicted model, not a curated record. Bases 470 to 2143 code for a protein of 557 amino acids.